Molecule: messenger RNA, 1215 nt
Organism: Aureobasidium melanogenum CBS 110374
Lineage: Eukaryota; Fungi; Ascomycota; Dothideomycetes; Dothideales; Saccotheciaceae
Exons: 4
Coding region: 1-1215 (404 amino acids)
Source: RefSeq, a predicted model, not a curated record
AUGGACGAAGAAACGACUAGUUUAGAACCAUACUCCCACAAUCUUACACAGAUGCUUCUUAAUAAAGACGAGUUGAUGACCUGCACCUUUUCCGAAGAAUCAAACGAUAAACCCGAGGCCAGUUCAGAAGUGGCAAUCGCUCAGAGAUAUCCUGCGGUCAGCAACAGCCAGCCAAUCGAGACACAAUCCAAAAGCGGCGGCGACUCCCCACCAUGGUCACGCCCUUCCAAUCACGAUUCCUCACUUCAGCGAGAGCUCUAUGACCCUCAACAAGCAUCAGCCGCAGCAUCAACAAUUUCAACGCCAGACAAGCCAGCAACACUAGACAACGCCAAAGUACUUCUACGCAAAGCCGACAAGCUGCUAUUUGGCAAGCUGUCUCGCUCUCACGAUCAAUCAGAAGAGGAUCCUGAGGCUCUCUUAUCGCCUUCCAAUCCAUGGAGCUCUCCAUCUUCCAAUGAGUCCGAGAACGAUCUGAAGAAAGCGAGAGGAUACCUGAGAGCUGCACACAAGAUGCUCGAACUUGUCGGCUUCAAGAGGAAUGACGGGGUUUGGGGAGGUUCGGAUCAUGGAGAAGAUGGAAGUCUAGGCGGAUCGACAGAGCUCGGUGGGGAUGAAACAAUGGAUCUGGAUGCCAAUAUGGGUGGGGUGGAAAGCCAUGUUUCUGUGCUCCAAGGCCGAAUCCGUGAGCUGGAGGCCCAGUUGCGAGAUGCGUUGGCUGCUCUGGAUAGUGAGAGAGGAUUAGUCAGGGAGCUUCGGGAAGAAUUGCGACUACAGGACCUUGACGUUGCCUCUCUUCCUGUUCCUCGUUCCAACGUGUUACGUCCUCGCGCUAUCGGUAGCAGGAACGCUAGUGAUUACUGGGACAAGUUGCCGAAGUUCUCUCCUAAGAAAAAGACUGUGCGCUUCAAUGACUCCGGCACUGGAACAAAACGCGCAACGUCUCACAAUGGAUCUCCUGGAGCGUUUCAUCGAGCCCUACAUUCGAUGAGCAGCUCAGACCUCAUUGCUUCUCAGCAAAAGACUGCCGACACUCAAGCUCAGAGUGGCUGCAUGAACAACGUCAAAAAGCAGUCUAAGGAUCAGAUCGACCGCGAUGAACGCAUGAUCACGGCUCUCCGCGAACACAGCGCUUCUCUUGACAAGCACACCGCUGCUCUUGAGCGCUAUACUGCCGCCAUUAAGGAGCAGACUCGUGGCUCUGACCACGUCUGA